AUGGGCGGAACACUAGGAGCUAUUCUAGGCAUCCUACUCACAGCCUUUAACAACGCCUUCAAGCGCCAAUUCACAUCUCAAGGAGCUGUCACCGCUGCGAUUUUCUCCGACGCUCUUGGCAUAGCUGUUGAGUCCCUCAAGGUGUAUACUACAGCACGAGAGGGAGACCGUACGGUCAUGGAUGUUCUGAUCCCAUUUACAGACGAGCUUGUGCAGACGAGGAGCUUUGAGGCUGCAAUGCGAAAGGCGAAGGAGAAGGCAGAAGCUACACGUUUUCUGAAGUCGAAACUGGGAAGAGCUCUGUAUGUGGGUGAGGCGAGCGAGCAACAGGUGCCGGAUCCGGGGGCUUGGGCUUUGUAUGAGAUGCUGGGUGGAGUGGAAUUGGGUAUUGGUCUUGGGGGAAGAUCGAAAUUAAAAGGAAUUCUAUACAGAAGUAAAAAGGCUUAA
Molecule: messenger RNA, 447 nt
Organism: Ilyonectria robusta
Lineage: Eukaryota; Fungi; Ascomycota; Sordariomycetes; Hypocreales; Nectriaceae
Product: dhal domain-containing protein
Exons: 1
Coding region: 1-447 (148 amino acids)
Biological process (GO): glycerol catabolic process
Cellular component (GO): cytosol
Molecular function (GO): glycerone kinase activity
Source: RefSeq, a predicted model, not a curated record